AGAGGGAGCGGCGGCGAGGAUGGAAGGCAGCGGGAACGGGAACGGGAGCGGCGCCGUGCUGCGUCGCCAUGGCAACAGCGCCGCCAGAGCACGUCCGGAAACGUCGUGGUGAGUACCCGGAUGUGGCUCCUACUUCCGCCGGGAGAGGAGGCGGAGGGGAGGCAACAUGUCCGAUAACGAGGACAACUUUGACGGGGACGACUUCGAUGACGUGGAGGAGGAUGAGGGCCUGGAGGACCUGGAGAACGCGGAGGAGGAGGGACAGGAGAACGUGGAGAUCCUGCCGUCCGGAGAGCGGCAGCAAGCGAACCAGAAGAGGAUCACUACCCCCUACAUGACCAAGUAUGAGCGAGCCAGAGUGCUGGGCACACGUGCCCUCCAGAUAGCGAUGUGUGCCCCUGUGAUGGUGGAGUUGGAAGGAGAGACAGACCCCUUGCUGAUUGCCAUGAAAGAACUCAAGAGUCAUCUUUUCCUGCAGCAACUUUUGUGCCAGUUCACUCCCUGGCAUGACAAACCACUCCAGUCCUGGAGGUGACAAAGAAGUAAGCAGACUGUCCACAGGUGUUGGGCUAAAAACAAGAACUUGAUUUGACUGCAAGAGCUGUUGAAUUCCAGUUUGAAACCCAAAGGGGAAAUCAAGUUCCUUUGCACCUAAA
Molecule: messenger RNA, 656 nt
Organism: Pezoporus occidentalis (night parrot)
Lineage: Eukaryota; Metazoa; Chordata; Aves; Psittaciformes; Psittacidae
Gene: POLR2F
Product: RNA polymerase II, I and III subunit F
Exons: 5
Coding region: 167-535 (122 amino acids)
Biological process (GO): tRNA transcription by RNA polymerase III; transcription by RNA polymerase II; transcription by RNA polymerase I
Cellular component (GO): RNA polymerase I complex; nucleus; RNA polymerase II, core complex
Molecular function (GO): DNA binding
Source: RefSeq, a predicted model, not a curated record